Molecule: messenger RNA, 331 nt
Organism: Aspergillus aculeatinus CBS 121060
Lineage: Eukaryota; Fungi; Ascomycota; Eurotiomycetes; Eurotiales; Aspergillaceae
Exons: 1
Coding region: 84-287 (67 amino acids)
Source: RefSeq, a predicted model, not a curated record
UCGCUACGAUACACGGUACAUGGCAAGCAAGCGUUCUUUUUUUCUUGUUGAUCUAUGGUAUAUGGUCCCGGGUUUUAUGUGUCAUGACUGGCAUGACGAUCGUUUCUCAUGAGGAUUGGCAUAUCUGGGGCGUUGCGGCUCUAUGGUUUUAUGAUUUUAUGGUUUAUGGUUUUAUGGGUAUUUAUUUUUGGCGGUGGCUUGAUAAUUACUACUGUACUGUACUUAGCUCUUUCUGUCACAUACAAUUUGUUAGAUGUGGGUGGAGCAGUACAUUCAUGCGCUGGUAGAUAGAGUGUUUUAGUUCUGUUGGAGUCAAUAGAAUGGAAUUGAG